AUAAUUAUGUUAUUUUGUGUUGUGUUGUCUGUCACACGAUGACACGCAUAUGACAACUCAUUUGUACAAACAGAGCAAUGAAUCUUGAAAAACAAAGCAAUGAAUCAAAUAAUGCUAAAUCUUGCGAGAUCAAUGAUACACCAGAUGCCGGCGCUUCGAGAGAUACUUUUUCGUCGUCCACGGUAAAUGUUUCGACAACAGACAAUCAAACUUCAAAAGUUCAUUGGUACGACGAUGUUUACCUACUUUUGUGUGUUAUUUUUUAUUUGGGAGACGUUGGUACAGAUAUUUUGGUAUCAGCGGUGUAUUUCAAGAACGAAGACUAUGUAUGGUUUGCUUUAACACUGACUUGCGUGAUCGGAGCUUCGUUAGUAAUGAUGGGAUUUUCUUUGAGCUGGUAUUAUGAUGAUACCUCUCAAGAGGUUGGCAAAUCAAAAACUGUGAUUUUACAUGUAUUGCAACUUGGCCCACUUCAAAGAUAUUGGAAUUGCUACAGAAAUGGCAGACGAUGUAGACAGAAAAAUGUCCCUGCAAAUUAUUACAACAUUUAUCUUGUGCAAUGGCGUGAUAUUACAAUGUUGCGUCUCUUCGAAGUUUUCCUUGAAUCUGCUCCACAGCUUGUGUUGCAGUUGUACAUACUGGCCUAUAGAAAACAUUUUGACAAUAAAAAAGAUUGGUUGACCGCACUGUCUGCCUGUUUUUCAUUGAUCGCCAUAUCAUCAGCCAUUGUCACUUAUACAAAAGCUUUACGAGAUGUUCGUAAGGACAAAGGAAAAUUGACAUGGUGGGGAUUUGGUUGUCAGAUAGUAUGGCGAUUACUUAUGGUAGCAUCCCGUAUAACGACGUUAGUAUUGUUUGCCUCUGUAUACAAAUCGUGGAUAUUACUUAUGAUCGGUUUGCAUUGGCUUGCUAUGUCAAUAUGGAUUUUUCAACAAAGGACGACCUUCAUUUCUGCGUCUGCUAAACUGACGAAGCCCGUUUUCUCCAUCGUCGUCGGCUUCAUCUAUCUCUUUUGUUUUUUCAACAUUAACGACGAGUUCACGAGAAGACCUUUGGUAAAAUUUUACACUCUUAUGUUCAUCGAAAACUGUGUGCUCAUUUUUCUAUGGUUUCCACAUCGUCACGAGUAUGGUGUAAUAUUCGUUGCUGCCAUGGCGAUGGUUUUUGGUGGAUUUUUUGUUGGUGUCUUAGCACUGAUUUUGUACCAUCAAUAUUACCACCCCAGUCUCCCUAAACAAGGUCUGUGUAUACGCACAUCCCAUGAUGUUCCAUCUAGUCAGGGCAUCGUAUAUCGUAUGCUCUGCUGCGAUACCUGUUGUUUCGUGAGAAGCUACGAAGAUGAGGAAAUUUCUCCAAGCACGCAAUGUAUGACGGGAGAUGAUAAUGCACCACGUGAUACAGUCGGUCUGGAAGUUGUGGAUCCAACAACAGGUAGAGCAUCGGACGGGAGUACCACACCCAAACUUGAAAAUGAGCUUCUUUUUCAUCAGGCGUCUCCUUUGCAAAUGCAAUAUUUAUUAGAUGGAAGAGAUAAGUUAAAGAAGGAAAAGGCAGCUAAGGCAAAGCAAAAACGUGAUGAAAAAAUUUCGUCCGUCACCACUCAUUCCAACCACAGCUCCACCUUAGAAAAUGGAACGGUCGUCCCAUCUUCAUAUGCACCCGAACCUGUCGGACAAAAUCCCUCUGCUGAAUCUGACAAACGCAAUGAUGAUGAUGACAACGAUGAUGAUGACGUCACAUCCAAGAGAUCUGGUUUCUUGAGUCCCGAGAGGAAGUCCCUCGAGAAUGAUGAAAACAUGAAGGAAAUGUUGAUCACAGAGAGUGUAGUCGAUGCCAACUCCAAUCGAAAAGGAUUGCUUUCACAAGACAAGAAACUACGACAACCUCAUGCUGUCAAUAAUGGUGGGUGGGCAUAUCUGGAUACACAGAAAAAUAGCGAUUCCGGAUGUGAUGACGUUGACCAUCCGGGUACUGAAGCUGAAAAGAAUACAAUAUGUGAUGACAAAGUUGAUGGUGGUUCUGCUCAAGAGCAAAAGCCACAAAUAGACGCUGGUAAGAAUAGUAAUAAAGUUUUGAAAUUUGGUAAGGAAGUUAUGGAUGAAGAAAGGCGUGCACGUGAUACAUACAUGCAUAGCACGUGUAUACCUUUACAAAAUUCAGCUGACAUUUUGAAUUUUCGAAAUCGGUACAGUUUUGUAGCCGACUGCAUUUCCAUAUCUUCCUCAAGCUCCUCGAAUAACGACGAUGAUCAAGAGGAUGGACGCAAAACUAUUCAGCAAGACAUGGUGGAGACUGGGAACGAGAGCUCGUAUCUGAGCGAACAGUUUUUACUGAGGCAAACCGGGAACGAGGAUUGUUCAACAGGAUUUGAUAACGUCUCGUUACAACGUUCAAAGAAACGUCAUGCCAAUGGACGAAGUAAGCAGGGAAAUCGUGUUAGCUUCCCAAAUUUUGUUGCUACUAACUUGAGGCAAGGUCGGUUCUCAUCGCUUCGAUUAUCUCCCGAUGACUGUACGGGGAUAGACGAAGAUAUACAUCCACAUUUUGUAGAGUUUUCUAAUGAUUCUAGUCGCAUUUGAUAAGAAUUCACGCGUAUAUUUGUACAAAUACAAACUUUCAAUUGUUAUAAAUAUCUUUUAGAUUUUUCUGGGGUCUAAAUAAAGAUUUUUGCCACAGAA
Messenger RNA from Xenia sp. Carnegie-2017, 2678 nucleotides. RefSeq lists its product as uncharacterized. The transcript is spliced from 3 exons. The record is from RefSeq and is a predicted model, not a curated record. The coding region runs from base 78 to 2579 and encodes 833 amino acids. Gene Ontology annotation, cellular component: membrane. Lineage: Eukaryota; Metazoa; Cnidaria; Anthozoa; Malacalcyonacea; Xeniidae.